Messenger RNA from Phaeodactylum tricornutum CCAP 1055/1, 957 nucleotides. RefSeq lists its product with no specific name. The transcript has a single exon. Bases 1 to 957 code for a protein of 318 amino acids. The record is from RefSeq and is a predicted model, not a curated record. NCBI's taxonomy places the organism in Eukaryota, Bacillariophyta, Bacillariophyceae, Surirellales, Neidiaceae.
AUGAAAAUACUACCUGCAAAGCAAAGCUUUUGCUGCCUUGUUCUAUUGGUGUUGAUGACCAGCCAUUACAUAGUAUUCCAUUUUCACUACGUUCGGAGUACCCCUGCGGUAGUAUCGGAAUUCCAAACCAGGGAAGGGAAGACUCGUAUCUCCUCAAAUCUGCACCAAGAACCAUUUGAUCGGUUGUCUUUCCUCACAUGGGAGAUGCAUCCGGGCUCCCAAAAGAUUCACCAGAUUGGUAGGAGGCCACGUCUGUUGAUAGCCCAAACGGUGUCCAACUUUUAUACGCCCUUGUUGGUUGCUGGUCAGCCAGUGAAUCAGGCCUACGCAAGAGCAUAUGGUCACGAUUACGUCGUUGCGAGAGGCAUUUACCUGGUGGACGAAAGACGGAAUGAAACGCAGAUGACCGCACCGGACUCACGAGCAGCGUACAACAAAAUUGCUCUUUUGAGCUACGCCUUGCGUGAGGGAAAGUACGACAAGCUGCUGGUGCUAGAUUCUGACGCCAUCAUCCGCGAUUUUGACGUAGAUUUUGCCACAUACGGAUAUGAUCCGGACAUUCUAUUGUUUGCCCAGUCGGUCGGUUCAGGAAAUCCAACAAACUAUUGGGACGUGAACAACGGAGUGACGCUUUGGAAUCUACGUCACGACUCGUUCGUUUCAAUAUGGUUCGAAUGGUAUCGACGUUCGGUGGAAAAAGUGUAUCGGGGUUUCAGGGAUGAAGACCAAUCAGUAUUGCAUGAGGUUUUGAAAGAGAUGCCGGACGAAAGUCGUCCGGUACGCGGGGUGAACUACUUUUGCUGUGUCUUGGGAUCUUUAAUCCAGCACUUCCCUCGUACAAACCACCGAGUUUUCACUGUGAUGGCAGAUUCCCGUUUGCAAAGCUUGAAGGCUGCCGCUAAUGCUACUUUUGUACACUAUGCUGCGCUAAUUAAUCGAACGGCCACUGAAGAUUAA